AUGCUCGCCAGUGUCAUUAACACCGUUUUCACGGCUACCCUGACUCUGUCUGCCCUGGGAGCCGCUGCUCCUCAUCGCAGAGACAACGGCUCAACGCCAGGCCUCAGCCUGACAGCUCAAUUGCAACUUGCCGACACUGCGGUCGACAGGUAUCGCCUUCUUCCGAGCGAUGAGGACUUUGUCUUUGACUUCAAGAAGACUCAGUCCUUCUUCGCCAACCGCCAGACCUUCCCUGCCCUGACUGGUCUUGGUGGCAGCAUGGCUAUCGCGGAAGUUCCUGCCUGCAGCAUGAGCUUCCUUCACACUCACCCGCGAGCCAGUGAGCUAUUCGCCGUGGUCUCCGGGCGUAUCCUCACCGAAAUGGUCACUGAAGCCGGCGUGGUUGGAGCCGAUGGCAAACCGCGAGUCAUUCGCGCCGACCUUGGGCCUAGUAAAAUGACUGUUUUCCCUCAGGGCGCCUUCCAUACUCAGGUUAACCCGGAGUGCAGUCCCGCCUCUGUUGCGGUCUCGUUCACCUCUGAGGAAGCAGGCGUGGGUCUCAUCGCGAGCCAAACUCUUGCUGUGAGCGACGAUGUCAUUGAGCGUUCCUUCGGAAACACCAUCGCCGGCGAAGACAUUGAUAAGGUGCGAGAUGCUAUUCCCAAAGGAAUGGCUACCAAGGUGGAUGAGUGCUUGAAGAAGUGCGGCAUUUAG
Messenger RNA from Colletotrichum aenigma, 693 nucleotides. It is a transcript of the gene SR1A-3, whose product is annotated as Spherulin-1A. Gene Ontology annotation, molecular function: manganese ion binding. NCBI's taxonomy places the organism in Eukaryota, Fungi, Ascomycota, Sordariomycetes, Glomerellales, Glomerellaceae. Gene Ontology annotation, cellular component: cell wall. The transcript has 3 exons. The record is from RefSeq and is a predicted model, not a curated record. The coding region runs from base 1 to 693 and encodes 230 amino acids.